AUGCUUGAGGCAAGCAAAAUCUACAAAGGAAAGCGGAAAGUCUAUCGAGAUCUAAUCAGGAAGGCAAAAGAAGCCAAAUGGAUAGAGCUCGUUGAUGACUUAGAGAGGGAUCAAUGGGGCCUCGGCUACCAGAUUCACCCCACUACAGAAUGGAACAUUGCUGGCAACAGCGAAAUUGAGUAUUUUACUCAAGGAGAGAUGAAGCGAGCUGUCGGCAAGCUAAAGACAGAUAAAGCUCCUGGUCCCGAUAACAUUCCAGUCGAAGUGAUCAGAGCUAUGGCCAAUGGGGAGGGAGGAGAACUGAUGCGGAGAGUGUACAACAAGCUCCUGCAUACAGGAACUUUUCCAAAAGAAUGGAAGGCCCCGACGUCGCGGAAAUGUUCCCAUCCUGCCCCAUACAAGGGCUACCGGCGCACUUCCAAGCAAACGCUUUCGCUUUACGUUGUGAACGGCCGGAAACUUUAUAUACUGACUUUUUGGAUGGGACGGAAGAGUCGAGGCGGGCGGGCGCAUGGCAAGGGGGUACAACGGGCGGGCGACAAACGAGUUAGGCGGUGGGCGACGAGGGCAACAGACAGGCGGGUGACAGCCUUUCUUAACUGGGCUACCAGCAGCCCCGCAACAAGCAGUGAUCAGGGCGGGCGUGAAACCAUGGGGGUGGCGAAUACGACUAAGGCGAGGCAAGAUGGACAUCGAGCGGAAGAGUGUCCCAUACGGGAGAAACAAGACUCCGACUCCAGCGGCCGUAACACUUUCCUAUUUAGGGCGGUUACUGAUUCAGGACAUGUUCUGGCGGUCCUGAUCGACAAUCAAGAGCAGAAGACUCUGCUGUUGAGGAAGAUGGGAUCUAUAUGUGGCCCGUCGGUUUGGAACAUGAUGAUGGAUGAACUGUUGAUGAGCAUAGAAAAUGUAAAUAUGGAGGUAGUCGCCUAUGCGGAUGAUGUCUUGUGUUUGAUUGAAGGCAUGAGUAGAACCGAAAUUGAAACAAAAGGAACAGAAGUAAGUGCAAUAAUUGAGAACUGGGGUCACAAGGUUGGUGUAGAGGUGUCUGAAGACAAAACGGUGAUGACGUUAAUGAAAGGGAAUCUAUCAAACAUAACACUGGCAAACGUGAGAAUGAGAGGUAAAGUUGUUUGGACGAUGAAAGAGGUACAGUACUUGGGCAUACAUGUCGGAGAACGAAUGAACUUUAGGCCACAUUUGGAAAAAAUGAAUGCAAAGAUAGUUGCCGUGAUGGGCAAAAUGAGAAGGGUCGAGGGCAAAGAGUGUGCUUGUAUGGGUGUCUGCCAUUAUGUAAAACUGUCAGCACUGACGCAAUGUAAGUGCUCAUGA
This is a messenger RNA of Tribolium castaneum (red flour beetle), 1332 nucleotides long. RefSeq lists its product as uncharacterized. Lineage: Eukaryota; Metazoa; Arthropoda; Insecta; Coleoptera; Tenebrionidae. The transcript is spliced from 6 exons. The record is from RefSeq and is a predicted model, not a curated record. The coding region runs from base 1 to 1332 and encodes 443 amino acids.